AUGAAGGUGCAGACUCAGCAACACAUGCAGAUGGUGGUUAGGGACUUCCUCUCCACUGGGCUUUUCAGCUCGGUCUCCUGCAACACCAAGGACUUUGCAGGCAUUUCCCCACCUGUCAGCUACGGAUACUGCCGGGAGUUGUGCCAAGGACACGGGCCUGGCCCCUUCUCUCCCCCUGCCCUUCCCAUAAGUGAAGUCUCUCAGAAGGCUCUGCCUGUGGGUGUGCCCCAAUACCCUCAGCUGACAAGUGGGAAAACUGGAGGCUCUGAAACAGUUACUAAUGUGCCCAAGAGCUUGAAGAUGUGCGGCGUCAGGCGCAUCGGUCUGCCUGUGGCUUCGCCUUUAGAGGCACUUGGGUGGCCCACCCUGGGAUCCAGACCUCACCCGGGGCUUCGGGACCCGCAGAGGGCUGGGGGAGCGGGACGUCGAGGGUGGGACAGGGCUGCGGAGCUGGGAGGGGUGGAAGCAGCGCGGGACUUGCAGGCGGGGCAAACUAAGGCGGGAUCAGGGCGGGCCCGCGGGAAAUUCAGUGGGCGUGUCGGGUGGGCGGGGGUGGUGGCCGUGUCUGGUGGGCGUGGCGUACUCCGGGCAGAGCCGGAAGGUGCCGGGCCCAAGGACACGCACUCUGGCACAUUGCCACCCAGCAGCCUAGAACCCCAAGCACCCAAAAUGAGCCUUUCCAAGGGAGACGAUUCCGAAAGCGAGCCCCCGGUCAAGUUCGUGCGGCGCAAAGACGACAUAACCGGAGAUGAGUAUGAGGACAUGGAGCGAGUGGAGAUGAGCUGCGGACACGCUGUGGACCCGGGGAGCCUCACAGCCUGGUGUCGGAGUCUGAUGGAUCAGGGUUACUUUGAGCUCUACUGUCCUGCUGACGUUGAUGGGGGGAAGUGUGGGAACCUGUGGUCCUACCCAGAGGUUCGCCGCUGUGCUGUGCUGAGUAACUCUGAACAGCGAGACUUUGAGAGGGGACUGGCCCUGCUGGCAGCCAAACUCUACUUCGACUUUAAAGAGUGUCCCAGCUGCAAGAGCCUGGUGGAGAGGAAGGACCUGACCACCAUCCGAGUGCUUUGCACCAUCUGCACUUCCACGCUGGGGGUUCCCCAUGAGUUCUGCUGGCAGUGCCUGCUACCCUGGAAGGGAGUAGGGAUGCCCUCUGACCACUGUGACAAUGUGGGCUGCAGGGACUCAAACCUGGAUAUCCUGGCCUCCUGUAGCACCAAGGAUCUCCCAGGCAGCGAGAUCCGAGACUGUCCUUCCAUCCGGGCCUGCCCCACGUGCGGAAUGCUCAUUGAACACAAGGAGAAGUGCAAAUACAUGCAUUGCACGCGGUGCCAUGUGGAGUUCUGCUUUGCCUGCCUGGAGCUCGCUCAGACCUGCCAGGCCACCAAAGCAGGUGCCUGGUUUAAGUGUUGUGCCAAGCCCCUAGCCCCAAGGCAAAGCCGAAUCCCCGUGUGGCACCGAAGACAGUGA
Messenger RNA from Chrysochloris asiatica (Cape golden mole), 1470 nucleotides. RefSeq lists its product as uncharacterized. NCBI's taxonomy places the organism in Eukaryota, Metazoa, Chordata, Mammalia, Afrosoricida, Chrysochloridae. Gene Ontology annotation, biological process: regulation of cellular response to oxidative stress; autophagy of mitochondrion; ubiquitin-dependent protein catabolic process. Gene Ontology annotation, cellular component: ubiquitin ligase complex; Golgi apparatus; cytoplasm. The transcript is spliced from 7 exons. Bases 1 to 1470 code for a protein of 489 amino acids. The record is from RefSeq and is a predicted model, not a curated record. Gene Ontology annotation, molecular function: ubiquitin conjugating enzyme binding; zinc ion binding; ubiquitin protein ligase activity.